AUGGCAGGUCUUUCUUCUCUCGGCCCAUCCGUGGGCUCACAGAUAUCCCCCCUCGCGCGGUUCAAGCCAGCAGUGAACGACGACUCCUCUCCAUCCAAAGCACCCAAAGAACCAUUAACUGGACCCACGGAUUCCAGUAAAGCUUCACUCUUGGCCGACAGUGCUGAGCUGAUUGUUCGCCGUCUGGGUUAUAUCAACAAUCCGAAGCAAUUUCGCGAAGCGCACGAAAUCUACGAAAAUUUCCGCACCCAAUAUCACCCACACUACACAGGAGAUUUCGCUCAUUUUGCGGGGCUUUGCUCGAAAUUACGAGCCACCAGGGCCGGGGGCCAGUUUCAACGGUCUUUUCUCUGGGAUGAUUUUAUCAUCAUGCACCUCACCCAAUUCCCACUUUACCUUGAAAAACACCCAUCCCAGGAGACUGAGCCAUUAGGUUACGAGGAAUACUUUUCAUUGCACCACACCCAUCCUGUCCACAAGAAGCGCUGCUUGACGUUCUCUGCCAUCGAGCUCGCUGCAUCCCCAGUUGAGAUAGCUUCUCAGAUGACCAGCGACCACCAGUCUCCCUCAGAACCACCGGCUACCCAGAACGAAAAUCCGGGGCAAUCUUUCACCGCAAGUCUAGUCAACCAGUUCUCAAACUUCCAUGCGCAUUCUUUCAACGACACUUCGCCAAGUAGGCUUCCCUCUAUGGAUAUCGGUGCUAGAUUUAUGGAACAACCCUCGCGUGAGCCGUCUGUUGAAAUCAAGUUGGAGCAUUCUGCAGAACCAUCUGAAUGGGUGGACACGCAGACCCUUCCGUUAAGCAGCUACGAGAACGCGGUGGACCACACGUGCGUGAAACACGAACCAGAUACCGAACAGCCCCAAUCACUAGGUUCGUGUAUCGCCAACACGCAAGAGACAAACGAUGUCAUCAUGGAAAACGCUAGGGAAAUACCACCUGGUGACGAAGAUGAGGAUGAGGAAGAAAUGGAUGACCACGAGGAGGAAGGGCAAGAAGACCACGAAGAGCAGAAAUCCGACGACGAUAAUGACGACGAAGAAGCCGAUGACGAUCCCCGUCACGAAACAGCCAGCGUCGAACUAGGUGAUGAAACAUACACUUCAACCCCAUCGGCAUAUACAAACGGGCAUGUCGACACCGUAGCCUCCGAAGCGGAGGAAAGCGACGAGGAAAACUGGUUCUUCGCACUCCGGCGUUCACGAAUUCCCGUGCCAGCCUGGUCCGACGAUCCAGACACACCUUUCAAGCGCUGGGCCGAGGCAGACCAGAAUAUCCUAAGUGAGCGACGACGACGCGGAGGAGCGAGAAUCCUCCUCGAUGCGAACGGGGUAGUUCGACGACCUAUUCAUCGUUGA
Molecule: messenger RNA, 1362 nt
Organism: Penicillium manginii
Lineage: Eukaryota; Fungi; Ascomycota; Eurotiomycetes; Eurotiales; Aspergillaceae
Exons: 1
Coding region: 1-1362 (453 amino acids)
Source: RefSeq, a predicted model, not a curated record